UUCUGAGCGACAGCUAUAUAAGAGUCAGCUGUUGGUUCCAGAACUUCACCAAAAUGUUUUCAUGGGGAGAGGACUGUGAGCAGGGCUUUUGGUUGAGAGAUGGCUCAACAGGUGACCGAGUUACAUUUUUAAAUCUGAGUUUUAACAUCACGGAUGUGUCAGCAGGUCGCAGUGUGCUGGCCUUCAUCAAAAGCAGUGGAGAUGCAUUCAUCAUUCGCACAAAUGAGAGCACAGAUGGUAAAAGGGUCAGAGGAAAAAAGAAGUUUGUGAAGUGUAAAGAGAAGAUUCAGGCUGUGAGUUGUGGUGAUGAUAUGGUCACACUGCUGUCUGAGAGAGGAACAGUUCUCUGUGUAGACGCAACUCGCACCUACAUUCCAAGGCCCCUUGAAGCUUUGUGUAAAAUAUCAGUUUCUCAGGUUGCUUGUGGAAGUCAGCAUUCAGUUGCCCUAACCAAAGAUGGUCAGGUGUAUACAUGGGGUCAGGACUCCAGGGGCCAGGGGCCAGCUGGCGCCAAUUCACCCCAACACCUCCGAUCCCUGUCAGCCCUCCCCCUGGUCCAGAUCGCUGCAGGGGGAGAGCAGAGCUUUGCCCUCUCUGUCUCUGGAGGUGUGUUUGGCUGGGGCAGAAACCACUGUGGACAGCUCGGGCUGGGAGACACAACAGACAGACCUACACCAACUCCAGUUCAUUAUCUGAACUCUAAGAAAACUAUUCACAUUUCCUGUGGAAAGAACCACACUGCCAUUUUGACAAAGACUGGUGCAGUGUUUACAUUUGGCUCUGGUCAUUAUGGACAGCUUGGGCACAACUCAUUCAGAGACGAAUUACGACCUCGGCUUGUUGCAGAACUUUGGGGGGCAAAGGCCAUCAAGAUUGCUUGUGGACGACAUCACACAUUAGUGUUGACAGACUCCAAGAGGGUCUACUCCUUUGGGUGUGGAGAGCAGGGGCAGCUGGGACAUCGAGAGGAGAGUCAUCAGUCUGUGCCGCUACCUGUUCAAUUGCCCCAGGACGACAGUCCCAUACUUAGAGCCAUCUACGCAGGAGGGAACUGUUCGUUUGCAAUGUGCACACCUGUUCAGGAAGUUGAUGAGAAGUCAAACACUGACAGUGUCAACAAUGUCAAACAGCACUCUUUUGAGGGCAUGAUUGACAAAUGGGUCUCUAAAUGUGGUUUAAAAUCAUCAAAAAAGAUAAAACGGGAAAUCCACAGAACGUUUUCCUCUGCAUCCUUCAUGAAUCAAGUCUUCCUUGACCAAAGUGGAGAUAAACAUUUCCAGACCUCACCUAAGUACUCUGGCUUGAACUUGUCACUUUUGCAACGUGCUUUCAAGAAUCUUGUGAAGAAAGACGAUGUUUUGACACAGGUUGAAGCUGCUGUCUUGCACUUGCUUCCCUCUUUUGAUGAGACGUCUGUGGGAGUUGAGGGGUUGAGGCUCUUCCUGCUUCUCAAUGAGCUCCUGCAUGUGAUCCAGAGACACCACCCGCUUCCGAGCAUGAAGCUCGCUGAGGCGGUCGCUGCUGCCACGCAAAGACUGUCUACUGAAAGCCUCCAGGUCAUAGGGGACUGGUGGUCGUCACUGUCAUCCUCCACCAUGGUUAGACAUGUUAAGGUGUGGAAGCAGGCCCUCUCCCUGAUCCUGUCCUAUAGGCCUGUUCCUCGCAACUCUAGAUUAAGAAACCUGCUACAAGUCCUCCAGUACAUGUACAACGCCAACAACAAGAUUGCAGGACGUCAGAGAAUCCCAGAAAAAACUUUUUGUUUGGGGAUAAGCGAAACAUUUCUUUACGAGGAUCUGCAGAUUUGGCAUUCAAUGUCAAAAGUCAAGGAUAUGGAUGAUCACCCACUUGUCCUUUGUAACUUCCCAUUUGUAAUGGAUCUGAAAUCAAAGAAACUGGCUUUUGACAUCAAUGCCGAAAUCACUCAGAAAGAACACCAGGCAAAUAUGACUCGGUCUUUUGGAGGGGUUCUCGAGACAAAUCCUUAUUUCGAACUGAAGCUGAAGCGAGCAUCACUUUUGGAAGGCACCUUUAAACAACUUGCUGCUGCUGAUCCCAGUGCCUACAAGAAGCCACUUGUGGUCUAUUUUGAUGAGGACCCAAAGGUCACAGACGUCUACAAAAGGGACCUUUUUCACCACUUUUUUCUUGAAAUGGUGUCAACUAAAUCUGGAAUGUUCAUGUUCAGUGAUUCUGAAACGCUGGCAUGGUUCCCCUCCACAGCAAAAGAAGAGGACAAGACAAACUUCUUCCUGGUUGGGGUUCUGUGUGGAUUGGCCUUAUACAACAAAAGUAUCAUACACUUCCCAUUCCCACUGACUCUGUUCAAGAAGCUGCUUGAUGUGGAGCCGACACUGGAGGAUAUGAUGGAAUUCAGCCCAGUUGUUGGAAAGAGUCUGCAGUACGUCUUGGACUAUGAAGAUGACCUAGAAAACCUGUACAUGCCUUAUUCGAUGGACUGGAAUGGGACAGAGAUUGACCUUGAUCCCCAAAAUCCUGGAAAGACAGUGACAAGUCAAAAUAAGAAGGAGUUUGUGGAUGCCUACGUGAGACAUGCCUUCAACACAUCAGUGGAGAGUGUGUUUCAGGAGUUUAAGCGGGGCUUCUUCCAGGUGUGUGACAGGGAUUUAGUGAAGCUGUUUCGGCCAGAGGAGCUGCAGCAAGUGCUGGUGGGCCAAGAUGUCUAUGACUGGGCGAAACUGAAACAGAACACAGUGUGGGAACUUCGUGUUGGCUAUCCCACCAUGCAGAUGUUUUGGGAGGUUUUUGAUGAACUGACUGAAGACAAGAGGAAAGAUUUCCUUUGGUUCCUGACUGGUUUUAGAAGGGUUCCUAUUCUUGGCAUGGACCAGGUCCAGAUGGAAGUUCGAGUUAUGCCAAUCCAGGGCGGUCAGCACUACGAUCAGCACUUUCCUUGUUCUCUCACGUGUCACUCUAUUCUGGAGCUGCCCUUAUACUCAUCCAAGGAGAUUAUGCGAGACAGGCUGACAGAGGCCCUGAUAACAGAGAGAGGAUUUCUGGCCCUACCUCAGGAUUUACACUAAAUCACGGUACUGAAGGUACAUGACUUGACGACUGUAAAACAUGUACAUUGAAAAAGAUGACUACAUUUUCAGCCAUUCUUCCUUAGCAGUGCUACGGUGUAGCAACGUAACAGAAGGCACUUUAAAGAUCUAUUGGAUAUUUUGGUUCUGAAAAUAGAACAUGCUAUAUUUUAACUGAUAAUUUAAGAUAUUUCAUUUAUUUAUGUUAUUUUCCUGAUUUUUACAUCUUCCAAGUAAAUGGAAAAGUCUAAUUUUUAAAUGAUUUUUUUUUCACAGCCCAACUUGAAAUAAACAAAAUACUGUAGUUACCAGUUUAUUACACUUGCUGAAUCUAAUGCAAUCCAUUACAACACUAUAAUAAAUCUUAUCGUUGGGAAGAUUAUUAAUGUUCUAACUGAUUAUGUGUCUAGAGGUGUCAGUUAAACUGUAUGGUAAUGUGUGUUUCUAGUUUACGGCUCUGUUAUAUGACUGUAUUAUAUAUUGAGAACAGUAAAUGGGGUUGGAGAAAAUAUUGUUAUGACAGUCAGAUAAGCCAAUAGUGUACAUUAGGGGUCUAUUAAGAGAAUGUCCAAUUUGGUUUAGGAAAUUUAAGUUGUACUCCAUUCCUGCAGGGUCCUGUUGUCCUAUUGUUUUGUCAUGACUGUAUAUUUUGUUUGCACGUCAUACCAUGUAACCAUAGUCAAUAAAAUGUGACAUUACAGAC
Molecule: messenger RNA, 3747 nt
Organism: Etheostoma cragini (Arkansas darter)
Lineage: Eukaryota; Metazoa; Chordata; Actinopteri; Perciformes; Percidae
Product: probable E3 ubiquitin-protein ligase HERC4
Exons: 23
Coding region: 54-3044 (996 amino acids)
Biological process (GO): protein ubiquitination; ubiquitin-dependent protein catabolic process
Molecular function (GO): ubiquitin protein ligase activity
Source: RefSeq, a predicted model, not a curated record